AUGUCCUUCACCUUCGGCACUCCCGCCAGCUCGGCCGCCCAAACCACUGGUGCCACCACCUCGACUGCACCCACAACCUCCCUGUUUGGCUCCUCGGCCAAACCUGCAUCGGGCGGUGGUCUCUUCGGCCAGGCACAGUCGUCCGGAACCCCCAGCUUCGCCUUUGGAAACGCCAGCGGCGGCGGUGCUAGUGGUGCUUCAACACCCGCCUCUGGAGGCGGUCUAUUCGGCAACUCGGCUGCCAAACCCGCAGACCAGAAGUCCUUGUUCGGCGCCGCGUCCAGUGCUGCUCCUGCCUCAGGUACGACCACGCCUACGACCACGGGCCCAUCUGGUGGACUGUUUGGUGGUGCAUCUACCUCUCAGCCAGCAAUGAGCAGUGGGUUGUUUGCCAACAAGCCGACCCCGCCAGGCGGUUUGUUUGGCAACGCCAGCUCCGCCCCGGCCUCCAGUGCAGCACCCGCCGCAUCAACGACCGCCAGCGCAUUCCCCUCGGGAGGCUUGUUUGCCAACAAGCCCACCUCGGCCAGUACACCAAGCACGCAACCAGGCAGCCUGUUUGCCGCCCCCAAGGCUGGCUCCUCGCCGUCGCCCUUCGGUUCUGCCAACACCAGCACUCCUGCCACGACAGCACCGACGACGGCCACGACUUCGGCGUCUCUAUUUGGAUCCGCCAGCGCUACCCCUGCGGCGACCGGGCAGACUGGCACAACCGGCUCGACGUCCCUGUUCGGAUCUUCCAAUGCCCCCGCAGCUUCUGCCACUGCAACUCCCGCCAAGUCCAUGUUCAGUAAUCUGCCCUCUACGACUCCCGCCGGCGCACCGCCGGCAGCUGAUGGGCAGAAGACCGAAGCCAAGAAGACGAACCUUUUCUCCGCUGCAAGUGGGCCAUUGCCCAAGCAGCAAGGAAGCCUGUUUGCGAACAACGGCCCGCCCAAGGCGGCUGAAGGUGGUUUGUUCGGCGGAGCAAAGCCCGCAGCUUCCGAACCGGCAGCUACUGGCGCUGCUACUUCUUCAUCAACUCCCUCAUUGUUCGCCAAACCUGCCGAUACACAGGCUAAGCCUGCAGACUCCAAAGUAGGCGCUGCGGCUACCACUGCACCAGCCUCUGGGGGUUUGUUUGGAGCCGCCGGGGCUAGCUCUUCUUCAUCUACGCCAGCUACAACGGCUGCCUCAUCCGGAGGCCUGUUUGGGAACACCGCCAAGCCGGCUACAGGUGCAGCUUCGUCUGAGGCUCCCAAGUCGGCCGGGGGCCUGUUUGGCGCUGCAACUUCAACUUCUGCUCCUGCGACUUCAAGUGCCACCGCUACUUCAGGGGCGGCCAAGCCAGCGGCUGGUGGUCUGUUUGGCGGUGCCGCGGCGGCUACCACCGCAGCUCCGUCCUCAACACCGGCAGCUGCCGCCGCAGCACCAGCUACAAGCUCUGCCCUUGGCGGUGCAAAGGCGGCCGGUACCCCCGUCACUCAACCCGCUUCGAACCCUCUGGGAGCGUCUACCACGGGACCCACAUCACAGUUGGCUCGCCUCAAGAACAAGACCAUGGACGAGAUCAUUACGCGUUGGGCGACCGAUCUGUCCAAGUACCAGAAGGAGUUCAAGGAGCAAGCAGCCCAAGUGGCUGCUUGGGAUAGACUUCUUGUUGAGAACGGCGCCAAGAUUCAGGAGUUGUACCUGAACACUUUUGAAGCAGACAAGGCCAGCCGAGACGUCGAACGACAUCUGAUCACGGUCGAGAGCCAGCAAGAAGAGCUCGAGGUCUGGCUUGAUAAAUACGAGGCCGAAGUCGACCAGAUGUUCUCUAGAGACAUUGGUCGCGCCGAGUCCUUGGCCGGCCCUGACCAAGAACGCGAGAAGACGUACAAGCUUGCCGAGAAGCUGACGGAUCGGUUGGAUGAGAUGGGCAGAGACCUGACCAAGAUGAUCAAGGAGAUCAAUGACAUCUCCGGCACGCUCAGCAAGGGCAACAAGCCCGACGACCCGUUGAGCCAGAUCGUCCGCGUGCUCAACAACCACCUGACCCAGCUGCAGUGGAUCGACACCAACGCUGCCUCCCUGCAGGCCAAGGUCAACGCGGCACAGAAGGCAAGCGCCACCAUCGGAAACCAGUACGGCGGUUCGGAGCAAGACGCUGCCGAGAGCUUCUACAGAUCUUACAUGGGUGGCCGCAGAUGA
Messenger RNA from Neoarthrinium moseri, 2172 nucleotides. RefSeq lists its product as uncharacterized. NCBI's taxonomy places the organism in Eukaryota, Fungi, Ascomycota, Sordariomycetes, Amphisphaeriales, Apiosporaceae. Gene Ontology annotation, cellular component: nuclear pore; nuclear pore central transport channel. The transcript is spliced from 2 exons. Gene Ontology annotation, biological process: protein import into nucleus; RNA export from nucleus. The coding region runs from base 1 to 2172 and encodes 723 amino acids. Gene Ontology annotation, molecular function: phospholipid binding; structural constituent of nuclear pore. The record is from RefSeq and is a predicted model, not a curated record.